Molecule: messenger RNA, 3282 nt
Organism: Eptesicus fuscus (big brown bat)
Lineage: Eukaryota; Metazoa; Chordata; Mammalia; Chiroptera; Vespertilionidae
Gene: CCDC146
Product: coiled-coil domain containing 146
Exons: 19
Coding region: 100-2964 (954 amino acids)
Cellular component (GO): cytoskeleton
Source: RefSeq, a predicted model, not a curated record
AGAGACUUGAAGGCCAUAACCCACAGAGACACAGGAGCUUAAAUAAAGAUCAGUACCAAGGGAAGGAGUGAGAAACUGCGAGUUUAAAGAAUUGUGAAAAUGGGAGACAGUACCACAGACACAGAACAAGAAAAGGAAGAGGAAAAAGAUAAAAAGGAUGAAAAUGUUCCUAUUCAUGCCAUUGUGCCCACAAUUAACAUCCGAGAUGAGAGGAUUGUUGAUUUAUCUACAACUCCAGCUUUCAUUUGUCUGCAUGAGCUGCAUGCCAUGGGAAAACUUGCUGGAACCAGAGUGGCAGAAUUAAAAGCCAAGUACACCUUCCUGCAUGACACUCUUAUAAGCACACAGGACUCAGAGGUCCACCUGCUCCAGAACGCCAAGCGGUUCUCGGAGCGGAUCCAGCAGCAGCGGUUCCACCUGCAGCAAGCUGACAAGUUCCCGGAGGCCUUCUCCACGGAGGUCUCCAAGAUGAGAGAGCAGCUCCUCAAGUACCAAAACGAAUACAACGCCGUGAAGGAAAGAGAGUACCAUAACCAGUACAGGUUGAACAGCUUACUGGAAGAAAAAGCCCUCAUAAUCAAGGAAUUUGAGAAGAUCCCUAAGCCAGGAGAAAUGGAGAAGAAGAUGAGAAUACUGAAAGAAAGCACUGAAGAAUUACGUAAAGAAGUAAUGCAGAAGAAAUUAGAAAUUAAAAAUUUACGGGAAGAUUUAACAUUUAAGCAGAAGCAAAUGCUAAAGGAGCAGAAGGAACUAGAAGAAUUGUUGGAAUGUCAGGUCACCCUAAAGGAUGAAGUGGUCCACCACCAAGCCGUUCCUGUACAAAUUGGAAAAGAAAUAGAAAAAACAACACGCAAAAAAGUAGAAAUGGAAAAGAAAAAGAUUAUCUUGGAACAGGAACUCAAAGAACUAAAUGACUCCCUAAAGAAAGUUGAAACCAAAAUUAAUGCUGUAAUUGAAGAGAAGGAGGAUGUAAUAAAGGAAGUUGAAGGCAAGCGAGCCUUACUUGAAAUCAAAGAACGAGAAUAUAACCAAUUGGUCAAGCUAUUGGAAUUAACCAGAGAGAAUGAAGCAACUUCACUAUCUGAGAGAGGGAUCUUGGAUCUCAAUUUGCGAAACUGUAUCAUCGACAAACAGAACUACCACGAUGAAUUUUCUCGGAAGCAACGAGAGAAAGAACGAGAUGUUCGCAAUCUGAAAAAAAUGGAGCUACUCUUGAAAGUGUCCUGGGAUGCCCUCACUCAAACCCAAGCCCUGCAUCAGAGGCUGCUAAUAGAGAUUGAAGCUAUCCCUAAAGAUGAUUCUACUGCUGAGAGGAGGAGAGAACUCCACAAAGAAGUUGAAGUAGCUAAAAGGAAUUUGGCCCAACAGAAAAUCCUAUCAGAAGCUGAGUCUAAGUUAGUAGAACAGCAACUUGCAGAAGAAAACAAGCUUUUAAAGGAUCAAGAAAACAUUCAAGAGCUGGUAUUCAGCCUUAUCCGUAUGACUCAAAUCAAAAUUGAUGAGAAAGAGCAAAAAUCCAAGGAUUUCCGGAAAGUUCAGCAAAAAUAUAUCAACAUUAUGAAGGAGAUCAAAGCAAAGGAUAUUGAAAUCAGGAUACACAAGAAGAAAACACGUGAAAUUCAACGGAGGCUCAAAGAGUUUGCUCAAUUAUAUGACACUAUUCGAAAUGAAAGAAACAAAUUUAUUAACUUACUUCACAAAGCUCACCAGCAAGUAACUGAAAUAAAAGAAAGGCAUAAAAUGUCAUUAAAUGAACUGGAAAUUUUAAGAAAUAGUGCAGUUUCUCAAGAAAGAAAGCUACAAAAUUCCAUGCUGAAACAUGCCAACAACGUUACCAUCAGAGAAAGCAUGCAAAACGAUGUAUGCAAAAUUAUAGUAAAACUUCAAGAAAUGAAAGAGAAGAAGGAAGUCCAUUUAAAUAACAUUGACAGACUUGCCCAUAUGAUCACAAUGAUUGAAGAGGAGAUGGUGAAGCUUCGCAAAAAAUAUGAAAGAGCUAUUCAGUCUCGAAAUGAAAGUGGCGUUCAGCUGAUAGAGCGGGAAGAAGAAGUGUGCAUCUUUUAUGAAAAAAUAAAUAUCCAAGAGAAGAUGAAACUAAAUGCAGAAAUUGAAAUACAUGUCUUGGAUGAAAAAAUCCGAUUCCUGAAACUGAAGAUUGCCGAGAAGCAAAGGCAGAUUUAUGUGACCCAGAAAUUGCUGCCGGUCAAGAGGUCCCUGGAUGCCGACGUCGCAGUGCUCCAGAUUCAGUUUUCACAGUGUACAGACAGAAUAAAAGACCUGGAGAAAGAGUUUGUAAAUCCUGAGGGUAAGAACAGAAUCCGCUUCCUUCCAGGGAAAGAUAUGACUACAGAAGAAAUGAUCAAAAAAUUGGAUUCGCUGGAACUACAACUGGCCAAGAAGGAGGAGCAGUUACUGGAAAAGGAUUUCAUCUAUGAACAGGUCUCCCGGCUCACGGACAGGAUCUGUAGCAAAACUGAGGCCAGCAAAGAGGACACACUGCUCUUGGCCAAGAAGAUGAAUGGCUACCAGAAAAAGAUUAAAAAUGCUACUGAAAAACUGAUGGCUCUUGUUGCUGAGCUGUCCAUGAAGCAAGCUCUGACCAUUGAACUCCAGAAGGAAGUCAAGGAGAAAGAAGACUUCAUCUUCUCUUGCAAUUCCAGGAUAGAAAAGGGUCUGCCCCUCAAUAAAGAGAUUGAGAGAGAAUGGUUGAAAGUACUUCGAGAUGAAGAAAUGUAUGCCAUGGCCAUCGCCGAAAAGUCUCAGCAGUUCUUGGACACACAACGCCAGCUGCCCAAUGGUGUUCUCACGACUGCAGAGCUGCGUCCGACUGCCUACAUCCCAGAGGCAGAAGCCACUCUUCCCUUGCCGAAACCAUAUGGUGCUUUGGCUCCGUUUAAGCCCAGUGAACCAGGGGCCAAUAUGAGGCACAUCAAGAAGCCUGUUAUAAAGCCAAUUAAAAUCUGAAUAUGUAAACCAAUUCAGGCUCCUCAAGGAGACACUUCAGCCAAGCUUCGUCAUAUCCACAGCUGGAAAAUGUCAGCACAAUAGCGUGAAAUUACAGGCAAAUACAACAGCCACAAUUAACCAACAGUUUCCUUUUAUACUCACCAACUAUUAUAUUUUACAUGAUGUUGAGUAGGACAUAGAAUUGUUCUACAAUUAUGUCAAAGCAUAUAUUUGCAUUGUUCAUUUCUUUCUUUUUCACUCUAUAUAUUGAAGCCUUUCAGAUAUAUAUAGUAGGCCAGGUGCUAUAAAAAUUCAAUAAAAAUAAUUUUCAAUGAA